Messenger RNA from Mugil cephalus (flathead mullet), 2176 nucleotides. RefSeq names its product UTP15 small subunit processome component (gene utp15). The coding region runs from base 184 to 1773 and encodes 529 amino acids. Lineage: Eukaryota; Metazoa; Chordata; Actinopteri; Mugiliformes; Mugilidae. Gene Ontology annotation, cellular component: nucleolus. Gene Ontology annotation, molecular function: protein binding. Gene Ontology annotation, biological process: positive regulation of transcription by RNA polymerase I; rRNA processing. The transcript has 12 exons. The record is from RefSeq and is a predicted model, not a curated record.
CCUUCACAGUCAUGGCGUCCUCCUGUGCCCCGAGGAGCAACGUGAUCACAUUUUAAAAUGAACAACUUAUUGGUUUAUCUGGACAACCAAUAUCACUAUCAACUAUUUUUUUCUCAUCGUACGUGAAAAAAAGCGUAUUUUCUUGCUGGAUAUCUUAGUUCACAGACAAAGAGCAACACAGACAUGGCUUCAUUUAAACCUACAAAAAUCCAAGUCUAUCCAAAGCUUGGAGAGAAAGUCACACAAGACACACAGUACUGGAAAAACUACAAGGCUCCAGUCCAGAUAAAAGAAUUUGGAGCCAUCACAAACAUAGACUUCUCUCCUGUGCAUCCACAUAAUUUUGCCGUGACAGCAUUCACAAGAAUCCACAUAUACGGGCCGUUCUCCCAGGAGCCCGUCAAGACAUUCACGAGGUUUAAGGAUACAGCGUACUGUGGCAGGUUCAGGUCCGACGGUCAGCUGCUGGUGGCGGGAUGUGAAGACUCUGUUGUCCGGCUGUUUGAUGUCAGCGGCAAGGUGGCGCUCAGGAUGUUCAAAGGGCACACAAAGGCUGUGCACGUAACAGACUUCACCACAGAACGUUACCAGAUCCUCACGGGUUCAGAUGAUUACACCUGUCGACUGUGGGACAUCCCGAAUGCCACCGAGCUCAACAGAUACCAAGAACACACAGAUUACAUUCGCUGCGGUGUCACCAGCAAACUCAACGGCAACCUCUUCUUCACCGGAUCAUAUGACCACACACUUAAGCUGUUUGACGCCAGGGUGGAUAAGAGUGUGAUGACCAUGGACCAUGGCCAGCCUGUGGAGAGUCUCCUUCUCUACCCCUCAGAGGGACUCCUUGUUUCUGCAGGAGGGCGCUACGUGAAGGUGUGGGACCUGCUAAAAGGAGGUCAGCCCCUGGUGUCGCUUAGGAACCAUCACAAAACUGUCACCUCUUUGGCUCUCGGGAGCAACGGACAGAGACUGCUAUCAGCUUCUCUGGACAGGCACGUUAAGGUGUACAGCACAACCAACUACAAAGUGGUCCACAACUUUGACUACGCUGCUUCCAUCCUCAGUCUGGCUCUGGCUCCAAACGACGAGUCUAUUGUUGUGGGCAUGACCAACAGUAUUCUGAGCAUCAAACAAAGGAAAAGUCCCGACGAGUCGAAGGACAUGGGCGGCCAGCAGAGGCGGCGGCCAACGUAUCGUGUUUUUGUAAAAGGGAAGAACUACGUCCCUAAGCAGGACGAUUAUCUUGUCAGCAAAUCGGUGAAGCAACAUUUGGCCAAAUAUGACAAGCAGCUCAAAAAAUUUAACGUCUCCAAGGCUUUGGAUGCAGCAUUGGAGACGUGGGUAAGACUGAGAAAGCCAGAGGUCACGGUGGCUGUUAUAAAGGAGCUGGAUCGAAGAGGAACUUUGAACAACGCGCUUGCUGGAAGAGACGAGCAGGGGCUCUCUCAUUUGCUGAGCUUCCUCAUAGGGAAUUUGGUCGACGUCAGGUUCGCUCCUGUCCUCGUAACCGCUGCAGAGAUGAUCCUGGACAUCUAUCAGUCGGUUAUCGGACAGUCGCCGGUCGUGGACCGACAGCUGCUCCGUCUGCAGGAGCUCCUGGAGAGGGAGAUCGACUACCAGAAGGAACUCCUGGAGGUGCUGGGCAUGUUGGACACAAUGUUCGCCUCCUCCCUGCCCAGGAAGGAGGUGCCGUGCUCUGGCGUCAGCAGGUCAAAUGGCCUGGCUCAGGCGGCGGAAGCCGGCGCAUCGAGGCCUGAGCUCCAGGUCACCUGAGACUCGUAGGAAGUCUGCAACUGCUUUAGACUGGGUUAAGAGUACCUUUACAACUCUAAAACCUCUUUUGAAGACAUCAGACAUACAUUUCCUGACGUGGCGGGCUGCUUGUCAUAGACUUCACCAAGAAAACAUUUUGGAGCCAGUUUAAGUGGCUGAUAAUCUCACUCUGACCUUUGACCUCAGUGUGAGUUACAAGAGAACAUGCAUUUACUCUAUGGAGAGUACUAUCUCUGUGUGGAUGUACAGCAACACCUUGAUUUUUACUUGGAGUCUUUUCUAUUGUAAAUGUGAGUGACUGUUUGAACGAGUCCACUGUGAUUGUCUGCUUUGUGUUUUCAUCAUACCUGACACUGUUUUAUAAGCAGAUUAAAUAAAAAUAAAAACAUUUGUCAUAUUAAAA